Coccinella septempunctata (seven-spotted ladybird) is the source of this 627-nucleotide messenger RNA. Its product is annotated as cuticle protein 16.5-like. The record is from RefSeq and is a predicted model, not a curated record. The transcript is spliced from 2 exons. Bases 236 to 562 code for a protein of 108 amino acids. NCBI's taxonomy places the organism in Eukaryota, Metazoa, Arthropoda, Insecta, Coleoptera, Coccinellidae.
GUUCGAGUAGACGAACGCAUGUUCAUCAAGCAACGUUUACAUGCUAAGUAGGUACCUCAUUGAAACUCAAUGAUCAUUUCCAAAGGUUGAUACUUCGCAACAUAUUUCUCAACUGUACAGAUUUAGGGAGUACGUCUAAACAUGUUAUGUAUAUAAAGACAUAAAUGUGCACUUGCUCUAUCACUGAAUAAUCACAAUUCAUCCAAGUGACAACCACAAUCAGAGAUCGUACAAAAUGUUCAAAUUGACAAUCAUCGCUUUGGCCGUGUUCUCCUACGGAGUGUUAGCUACCCCGGAACCUGAAGCUAAGGCAGAGGCGAAACCCGGUGUCUUGGCGGCAGCACCACUUGUAGCAGCAGCACCGGCAGUAGCACCAGCUGUAGUAGCGGCAACCAGUUCCCAAACUUUCAUCAGGAACAAUAACGCACUAGCCGCACCUUUAGUUGCUGCCCCUGUUGCAGCAGCUGCCUCCUAUGUGGCUGCACCAGGAGCUCCCUUAUUAGCUUCCCCCUACGUCUCUGCCUACGCUUCUCCUUACUUCGCCGCUCCUUAUCUCAUCUAAGUUUUGAAUAAAUUUUCCAUGAAUAAAGACGCAUUGAAGUGACAUGUUCUUUUUCAAUUCACCUU